This is a messenger RNA of Miscanthus lutarioriparius, 2217 nucleotides long. Lineage: Eukaryota; Viridiplantae; Streptophyta; Magnoliopsida; Poales; Poaceae. The record is from the annotation of a GenBank genome assembly.
AUGGUGAAGUUCUCACGGCUUCUGCUCGGCCUUCCGGCCGUGUGGAUGCUCGCCGCCGCCGCUGCAGCGGCGGACGACGUCCCGGCUGCACGGGGUCCUGGCUGCGCAACAAGGUGCGGGGACAUCGACGUCCCGUACCCGUUCGGCCUAGACCCGCAGUGCGCGAUCCACGCCGGCUUUCAGCUCAAUUGCACCACCGUCGGCCGCACAACCAAGCUCUUCCACAAUAACCUGGAGGUGAUCAAGCUCUCGGUGCAGGAUGGCAAGGCCUGGCUCAAGACUUGGAUCUCUCGGGAGUGCUACAACCAAACCACCAGCGGGAUGUUGUACGGCAACUACGCGUGGAUGAACAUCACUGGCUCGCCCUAUGUGCUUUCGGCAGACGAUAACAAAAUCAUCGUCCUCGGGUGUAACAGUUUCGCCUACAUGCGCAGUGACUCCUACAUCAUCGGCUGCUUGGCGACAUGCGACGUCAACAUACCACCCAAGAACGACUCAUGCUCUGGUACUGCUGGUGCUGGGUGCUGCCAGGUGGACCUCCCGAAGGGCGUGCGGGUUUACCAAGGCUUUUUCAACUCGUUAUACAACACGACUGCGAUAUGGAGGAACACCCCUUGCAAUUAUGUGACUGUCAUGGAGAGAGCAGCCUUCAGCUUCAGCACCACUUAUCUCACCUCUUCAGUGUUCUACGACAGAGACGACUCGAGGUCUCCUGUCGUGAUGGAAUGGGGGAUUACGCAGAAGACAUGUGAAGCUGCCAAAAUUGACAAGAAUGUGCCCUACGCGUGUGUUAGCAACUAUAGCGAGUGUAUCACGAAUGAUGCAGGCUAUCUAUGCAAGUGCUCCAGGGGAUUCAAAGGCAAUCCAUACAUCGCAGGCGGAUGCACAGACAUUGAUGAGUGCCAGGACAAGGUUACUUACCCUUGCGCUGGAAUAUGCAAAAAUACAGUGGGGGGUUAUAAUUGUUCAUGCUCGCCGGGAAAAAGUUUGAUCAAUGGCGUUUGCGAAAAAAAGCAGAAGUCAGUUUGGAUGGCGCCAGUUGUUGGUGGAAGUGUUGGACUUGUCGUUCUUGUGAUUGCCAUUACUUGUACAUAUUUGAUCCGAGAAAGGCGAAAGCUACACCGGAUCAAACAGAUGUAUUUUCGACAACAUGGUGGUCUGCUGCUAUUUGAGGAGAUGAAAUCACAACAGGGUGUAGCAUUCAAAAUCUUCUCCGAAGAAGAACUACAACAAGCCACAAACAGGUUUGAUGAACAGCAUGUCAUUGGUCAUGGAGGCCAUGGAAAAGUCUAUAAGGGAGUUUUGAAGAGCGAUGCUGAAGUAGCCGUGAAGAGAUGUAUGACAAUCGAUGAGCAACAAAGGAAAGAAUUCGGCAAGGAAAUGCUAAUCCUAUCCCAAAUCAAUCACAAGAACAUUGUCAAGAUCCUCGGCUGCUGCCUUGAAGUUGAAGUGCCCAUGCUAGUAUACGAGUUCAUCCCAAAUGGUACUCUGUUCGAUCUCAUCCAUGGAAACCAUGGCAAACACAUCUCCUUGGGCACUCGCUUGAGGAUUGCCUAUGAGUCUGCAGAGGCCUUAGCUUACCUCCAUUCAUGUGCAUCUCCACCAAUCAUCCAUGGUGAUGUCAAAUCGACCAACAUCCUCCUGGAUGGUGACUACACAGCAAAAGUCUCCGACUUUGGUGCAUCCAUCCUAGCGCCAAAUGAUAAAUCACAAUUUGCUACACUUGUCCAAGGAACUUGUGGGUACCUGGACCCGGAGUACAUGCAAACAUGCCAAUUGACAGACAAGAGUGAUGUGUAUAGCUUUGGAGUUGUUCUCCUAGAGUUGCUCACACGCAAGAAGGCAUUCAACCUUGAAGGGCCUGAGCAUGAGAAGAGCCUAUCGAUGAGGUUUCUAUAUGCGAUGAAGGAAAACAAGCUUGAGAAUAUCCUGGAUGAUCAAAUCAAGAACAAUGGCAACAUGGACUAUCUCGAGGAGAUUGCAAAGUUAGCGUGGCGGUGCUUGGAGAUGAGUGGUUUGAAUAGGCCAUCAAUGAAGGAGGUGGCAGAUAAGCUUGAUAGGUUAAGGAAGGUCAUUCAACACCCAUGGGCACAUGAGAAUUCUGAAGAGUUGGACAGCUUGCUUGGAGAGCCUCCCUCUAUGGUCAGCUCGGCAGUUACUACAGAGUCCUUCAGCAUUGCAAAGAAAAUCGCUAUGGGCUUAGAGUCAGGGCGCUAG